GCGCGCAAACGAGAUCGAUUUAGCGGCGCAGCGGGUAGAACGCGCACGGCUGCUGUUGUUGUUGUCAUUGGUAGUUCAUCGGCGUCACCGAUUUAGCUCGGUUGGCUACGUACGGCGCGAAAGAAGUUCAACAUACAUGCAAUCAGCAGCAUCGUCGUGAUGCUUGCGUGCUACUCAUGACGACGCCGUUCUCUGGCUUCACCGCCCGAAUGUGAAGUUGUCGCUUUGCGUCUCAGCCAGCCAGACGAAGGAAAACGAAGAAGAAGCUCAUCAUCAUCAUCAUCGCUCGCGUUCAAUUUCCCCUACUCGACGGAGACUUCCGCCAGCCAUUAGCCAUCGCUCAUGAUCCCUCGUGAGAUGUAGCGACUAUUGAACCUCUGCAUUACCACCGGCCCAACCAGUGGAUUUCAUCGCUCCAUCCUCGCCACUCCGACCGGCGCCACAGUCUCGAUCGCCAGCACGCCGCGCCAGGCAACGGUGAGGGACCAGAUGACACGGCGGCAUCCACGAUGAACACCGAGGCAAUGCUCCUCGUCGCCAUCCACAGCGUGAUCACGGCAUUCGGCGUGGUGGUGAACGCACUGAUCAUGGUGGUGAUCGCCAACACGGCGUGCGCCUACGAGUGCCUGCCGCCCUCCGACGCAAUCCUCGUCAACCUGGCGUUCGUCAACCUCCUCAUCAGCGUGGUGCGCAACGGGCCGCUCCUCUUCUGGGACGCGGGCGUGCGCAUGUCGCUGAGCGACAUCGGCUGCAAGCUGUGCAUGGGCGUCUGGGUGGUGACGCGCUCCGUGAGUGUGUGGACCACGCUGACUCUGAGCAUGUUCCACUACCUGAUGGUGAGCAGGCGUCACACGAGCGUCAAGGGCAAGACGUCCGCCCUGCGCAAAGCGGCGCUCACGCUGCUCUGCGUGUGGGCUGCCAACGUGCUCUUCAGCCUGCCCGCUGUGGUCUUCUCCGGCAACAGCGCGGGCAACUUCACCGAGCGGCUCAUGCUCGUGAGCGGGACCGUUCGCCCGCUGCUCGGUUGCGUGCUCCGCUUCGCCAGCGCACGCGAGGGCCUCGCCUACACCACCGCGUCGAUGAUCAUCAACGAGAUCGUGCCCAUCGUGCUCAUGGUGACGGUGAACAUCAAGACGCUGCUCAUCCUCCACCGGCACCGGCGGCAACUGCACGUGGCCAGCCUCAUGCCGUCGCGCGUCUCCACCGAGGUGAAGGCGGCCAAGGUGAUCAUGGUGGUCGUGACCAUAUUCGUGGUCUGUUGGGGCAUCCACGUGUUUGCGAUCAACUACUACAACUACCGGCAAGACGAGGACCUGGAUUGGCUCAUCUCGCUCGCCAGGUUCUCCACCGCCAUCAACAUCAGCCUGGGCCCGUUGAUUCUCGUGGUGGGGCACGGCAAGCUACGCUCGCGAAUCAAGCAAUUUUUGCUAUUGAUCUGUAAGUGA
Messenger RNA from Lethenteron reissneri (Far Eastern brook lamprey), 1445 nucleotides. RefSeq names its product olfactory receptor class A-like protein 4. The record is from RefSeq and is a predicted model, not a curated record. Gene Ontology annotation, cellular component: membrane. Gene Ontology annotation, molecular function: G protein-coupled receptor activity. Lineage: Eukaryota; Metazoa; Chordata; Hyperoartia; Petromyzontiformes; Petromyzontidae. Gene Ontology annotation, biological process: G protein-coupled receptor signaling pathway.